Dothidotthia symphoricarpi CBS 119687 is the source of this 1857-nucleotide messenger RNA. RefSeq lists its product as uncharacterized. Gene Ontology annotation, molecular function: signal recognition particle binding; endoplasmic reticulum signal sequence receptor activity; 7S RNA binding. Lineage: Eukaryota; Fungi; Ascomycota; Dothideomycetes; Pleosporales; Dothidotthiaceae. The record is from RefSeq and is a predicted model, not a curated record. The coding region runs from base 1 to 1857 and encodes 618 amino acids. Gene Ontology annotation, cellular component: signal recognition particle, endoplasmic reticulum targeting. Gene Ontology annotation, biological process: SRP-dependent cotranslational protein targeting to membrane. The transcript is spliced from 3 exons.
AUGGACAUCACCAGCUUCGUCGUCGCCUUCCGCGAGCGCGCCUUCCUGCUGGGCGACCACAGCGCCUACCGCGCCCAGCUGUCGCGCCGCCUGCGCAUCGUGCGGAAGAAGCUCGGCCGGGCCACGCCCAAAAAUGCCAAAUAUGCACCAAAGACGCCCGUGACGGCGGCCGAGAUUGGCAGCAACGUCGAGGCUCUCCACCUGCUGCUGCUCACCUCGGAGCGGGCAUGGGCGCACGCAAUGGCCAUGAAGGCCUCGCACUCGGAGGACAACGCCGACAAGAACAUCACCGGCUCCACCCGCCAGCACAUUGUCUCGCGCCUGCACAAGGCCGUCCAGAACGCCAACGACAUCGUGGGCCUGGUCUCGGACACGGCAGCAAGCGGCGCCACAGAGACGGACAUCCUCGAGGCCAGGGCCUACGCAUAUGCCCUGGCCGGCGCAGAGGAGUUUGAGAAGCAGGCCGAGGGCAUCAAGGCCAGCAGCGCCUCGCCCCAGCGCUGGACCCUGUGUCUGACCAACUACUCCGCCGCGAGGGUCAUCUAUAGCGCACUGCUCAAGGCCACCAAGAAGGACCUCUUCAAGGAAGUCCUGGCGGGCACCACCGACCCGAGCAUACGCUACGCCGCCUACCAGAGCCGCAUCCCGCGCACUGUUGGCGUGCCGGCUGUGUCGAAGAAAUUCUUCCCCAAGGACAACACCGAACUUGCUCAGGCAGUCGAGAAGCUCGACCCAGCCGCACUGCACGAGGAGGAUGCAGCUGCCUCUAAUUCUGAAAUCACAUGGCGUGGCCGGAAGGCAAACAUCGUCGACGCUGCAAUUGGCCAGGCAUUGGUCUCUGUGGAUGCUGCCUCCGCCGCCCUCGAUCAAUCCCUGGGCUCCACCACCUCCGCAAAAGACAAAGCCAACGCAUACGACGACAUCCUCAUUGCGAGCCAGGAUGCAGUCGACGCGACCAAAAGCGCAAUCGAAGAACUCGAAAAAGAGGGUGUCGACGAGGGAGACGCGCGCAUGCAGGAUCUUCGCGUCACCAGCCUCGCAGUCAACUACGACCUGAUCUCGUGGCGAAUCGGCCGUAACAGAGUGCUCAUCGGCUCAGACGACGGACUCACGUUCCCACCAAACCCCCCGCAAAAGCCACGCCGCGCACGCAAAGAUGGGAAAGAAUGGGCCGAGCGAGAGGAGCCUACAGGUCGCAAACUGGCCAGGCUACGUGAACGUAUCGCGCUGUACGACGCCAUCUUGCAGAGCAUCGACUCCGUCAAAGACAUACGCGGUGCUGUGCGCGACACGGCCUUCAUCUCGGAGCUGGACGGACAACGAGCGUACUUCCAAGCACUCAAAUGCCUGAACCUGUCGCACUCCCAUGCCUUCCUCUCCGCGCCCAAGCAAGCCCUCGCACUCUGCAACCGCGCCCUGCUCCUCUCAGCCUCAGCCGCAUCUGCCCCGCGACCCACAUCAUCCUCGCCAUCGAAAGCAUCGAAGUUGGAAGUGUCCCAAGAGCAAGCGCAAACCCUCAACAAGAACCUCGAAAAUCUAAACUCCCACUACCGCGGCGUGGUCGCGUUGUCGCAGCUCUCGGAGACGGUCUCGAAGACUGCCCUGAAGAACGCAGCGCCUGUCGUUGAGAGGCUGAACGAAUACCCUUCAUCUGGCGCAGUGGAUCUGCAAAACCUGGUUACUUGGCCGCCGAAGCUCAAGCCUGUGCCCGUCAAGCCGCUAUUCCUGGACGUGGCGUGGAAUUACGUAGAGUAUCCUGGUCGGGAGAAGGUCAAGGAACCCGAGCCUGAGAAAGUGGAAGUCGAGGCGGCGGAGGAGAAGCCGCCGCCUAAGCGCUGGUUCUCUUUUGGCAGGUAG